AUGUACGCGUGUUGCACACUUCAUACAGAGAGACAGGUCCUGGCAGAAUUUAACCAGAUCACCAGCUCCAAACUGGGCAAUGAUUUCGUUGAAGCAUUGGAUUGCCUAACGACACAGUUCAUCAAGCUCUUUAAGGCCAAAAGGGGGACUGCUGGCGCUAAGCUUUCCAAGAUUGUCCGGCACCUCGAUUCCUUUCAGAGGAGAUGGAGAAAGGAGAAAGGUACACAGCAAAAGAGAUGGUGGAACUGCAGGAAAACCCUGGCGAGGCUUGGGGCCUCCUGGACGAUGGUGGAGACCCCUGAUCCAGAUCAUCUCAACAUCAUCCAGGACAACACCGACAAAGAAAACACUCUGUUCCGACUCUUGCCACCAGACACUGAGCUCCAGCUUGUGGUGCAUAAAACCUGA
Molecule: messenger RNA, 408 nt
Organism: Knipowitschia caucasica
Lineage: Eukaryota; Metazoa; Chordata; Actinopteri; Gobiiformes; Gobiidae
Source: the annotation of a GenBank genome assembly